AUGUCCAAUUUCCACUUUGUAGUGGAAAUUAUUCUGGCUGCUGUCACCAUAUAUUCAAAUAUCUCUUCCAAAAGUUUUGAUAGUUUAUUAGGCAACAUUUCUAAUAGCCUAUUCUUAACUUCCAUAGAGAAUCUAAAUUUCAAUAUAUUCUGCAUUUCCCCAUGUAUUCUGGACAAGUUUAUGAGGAUCUAUCAGUAUCAGGCUCAUGACUUCGCCUUCAGCAGCAGUGAGGGUUUACUUCAUGCCCUCGGAGGGGCUGAAUUACUUCAGUUGCUGAAUCAGACCAUUGAGGAAUCCCUGCAGAAGUCUGGCUUUUCUCAGAAAUACAUCAAUGAGAUAGUAACUUCAGUCAUGAGAGUAUUCUUUGGCCAAAGUGCCGGUAUUAAUGGCUUUGUAGGUGCCAUAUCUUUAGCAGGUACCAGUGGCGGAAUUUGGGCAGUAGAAGGUGGCAACAAACGGGUAUGCACAGGACUUCUGCAUGCUUCUAAAGCACAGUUGAUUUCUGGCACAGUUAUUUCUAUAGAAGAGAAGACACAGCAAAAGGGACAUUCAGGUGGUACUGUGAAUCUUUAUGAAGUGACCUACAGUUCUACAUCUGCAUUAGUGAAAGAAGCGUACAAUGUCAUUCUUAUUGCAGCCCCCUUGAAUAGUAAGAUUGCCAACAUAACAUUCCUCAACUUCAAUCCACCCGUUCCUGAAUUUUCCAAUCCCUAUAAACAGGCUGUUGUAACAUUUGUCCAUGGUCGCAUCAAUGCCUCUUUCUUUGGCUACCAGGAUCCUUCCCAGUUCCAAUUAAAUAGCAUUUUCACAAUGGAGAAUCCGAAGUUGUUUAUAUACGGCAUGGUCACUGUGUCUCCAGUUCAGAACGGAAAAGCUGCACUGAACCCAUUACUGGGCCCUCGAGUUUGGAAAAUUUUCUCAUCUCAGCCCCUCGCCAAAGAGCAAAUGAACUUUCUUUUUCUAUCUUAUGAUUCCACUAAAGCAAAAACGUGGCUAGCCUACCCGCAUUACAGCCCGCCAGAGAAACUCCCACCUAUCAUCCUCCAUAGUAGAAUAUACUACCUGAACAGCAUAGAAUGGGCUGCUAGCGACAUGGAGAGGAGCACAGUUUCAGCCAAAAAUGCUGCUUUGCUGGCUUACCACCGCUGGUAUGAAAAGAUGGACAUGAUUGACCAGGAAGAUUUGCACAAAAGACUCAAAACUGAACUCUAAGUUGAAAGCCAGACUAUUAGGGGAAAAAAUCUUAAGAUUACCCCAAAUAUCAAAUUAUAUCACAAAGCUUCCACACUAGUUUGAGUUUCAGACUGGAUUACAAACUCAAAAGAAUGUCAAACUGGAGAGAAUUGAUAUUAAAGAAGAAAUUCAUAACUAUGGAUUAAGAAAUCAUUAAAAGGAAUUCAAAAACAAGAUGGUAAUAUUUUGAGAGAGUCUACUAAUAUGGUUUCAAUGCAGAAAUAGAAUAAGUCUGCCAACCUCGCCAUUGACAUCCCCAGUCGACGUUUAUUGUGACAAUAGUACAAGAAAGAAAUUUGACCAUAUAGCUUAUGAGUAUAUGAUGGAUAAACAAGGAAAAAUAAAAUCAUGGCAAGUAGUUCAAGAUGAAGGAAAAAACCUUCUGUGGUUGUUAUAUCAUCAAACGGUAUCUAAAUUGAAAGAACAAAUAGCCAAAGAAGGGGGAUCAUUAAGAAAGAAAAUGACUUUUGAACAAUUAAUCACUGGGGAUUUAAGACAACCUAUUAGGAUAAAUUUAUAAAAUGUUAUUGCAAUAUGAUUCUGAAACAG
This is a messenger RNA of Eublepharis macularius, 1782 nucleotides long. RefSeq names its product prenylcysteine oxidase 1-like. The coding region runs from base 1 to 1212 and encodes 403 amino acids. Lineage: Eukaryota; Metazoa; Chordata; Lepidosauria; Squamata; Eublepharidae. The transcript is spliced from 4 exons. Gene Ontology annotation, biological process: prenylcysteine catabolic process; prenylated protein catabolic process. Gene Ontology annotation, molecular function: prenylcysteine oxidase activity. The record is from RefSeq and is a predicted model, not a curated record.